Messenger RNA from Danaus chrysippus (African queen), 831 nucleotides. NCBI's taxonomy places the organism in Eukaryota, Metazoa, Arthropoda, Insecta, Lepidoptera, Nymphalidae. The record is from the annotation of a GenBank genome assembly.
AUGAAGCUCCUCCUGACUGUUCUCUGUCUAGUCGUGGCUGUUUCAGCCUACGAGCCUAUCAACAUUGAUUACCACAACACUAUUGGUGUAAUUGAAGCUGCUCGUAUCAAACAGGCUGAAGAAUCCACUGACUUCGACGGCAGCAGAAUCGUGGGAGGAAACUUCGCUCGCCUUGGUCAAUUACCGUACCAAGCUGGGCUCCUAAUCAGACUUCAAGACGGCAGACAAUCAGUUUGCGGUGCUUCCCUUCUUAGUAACUCCAGAUUAGUGACAGCUGCUCACUGCUGGACAUCAUACGGCGUUACUGCUCGUGAAAUGCUUGUAGUUCUUGGCUCUAUCACUCUUUACUCUGGCGGUACUCGUAUCAUCACCAACAAUGUCCUUCCUCACGAAAGAUUUAACCCGUUUACUCUCCAAAAUGACAUUGCCAUCAUCUACAUUGACCCUGUUAGCUAUUCAAAUAAUAUCAGGAACAUUGAGAUCGCAAGUGGAAACGAUCAAUAUGUUGGAUCAUGGGCUACUGCUUCAGGAUUUGGUCGUUACACAGACACUUCUGGCGCCUCUUCCAGCCUGAGGUACGUUAACUUGCAAGUCAUCAGCAAUGAUGCAUGCAAACGUACUUACGGAAACAUCAUCUUAUCUUCUUUCCUCUGCGUGGCUACUCCAAAUGGAUUUAGUACCUGCGCUGGAGACUCUGGUGGUCCCCUCGCUAUUGGUAACAAACUGAUUGGUGUCACAAGUUUUGGUCAUAGCGCUGGGUGCAGUCGUGGUCACCCUGCUGGUUUUAUGAGAGUUACUUCAUUCUACGAUUGGAUUACAUACUUUAUGUAA